Messenger RNA from Naegleria lovaniensis, 2085 nucleotides. RefSeq lists its product as uncharacterized. The coding region runs from base 1 to 2085 and encodes 694 amino acids. The record is from RefSeq and is a predicted model, not a curated record. Gene Ontology annotation, cellular component: membrane. Gene Ontology annotation, molecular function: oligosaccharyl transferase activity. The transcript has 2 exons. Lineage: Eukaryota; Heterolobosea; Eutetramitea; Acrasida; Naegleriidae.
AUGCUCUCUCAACUCUUUUUCAUUCCAACACGUAAGAAGGAAGUCUUGCUGCGUAUUACAAUCCUCGCAGCCAUCUACGUGUUGGCUUUCUGUGUUAGGCUUUUUUCAGUCUUCAGAUAUGAGAGUGUCAUUCACGAAUUUGAUCCAUAUUUCAAUUUCCGUUCCGCUAAAUACUUGGUAGAUUACGGAUGGUAUGAUUUCUACAAUUGGUUUGAUGAUUUUUCUUGGUAUCCUAUUGGACGUGUUGUAGGAGGUACAGUGUAUCCAGGAAUCCAAAUUACAGCAGCUUUCAUGUAUUGGAUUUUGAGAGCCAUCAACUUUACCGUGGAUUUGAGAAACGUUUGUGUUCUCACCUCUCCUUUCUUUGCUUCCAACACGGCCAUGAUUACAUAUGCCUUUACAAAUGAAAUUGCUGGUCCGAGCGCAGCCUUGACCUCUUCGAUUUUGAUUGCCAUCGUUCCCGGAUACAUUUCUCGUUCCGUUGCUGGAUCAUUUGAUAACGAAGGUGUAGCUAUUUUCGCAUUGAUUUGCACUUUUUAUUUGUUUGUUAAGAGUGUAAGAACUGGAUCUCUAUUCUGGAGUGCAAUUGCUUGCUUGUCCUAUUUCUACAUGGUCAACGCUUGGGGAGGUUACGUUUUCAUCAUUAACUUGAUUCCAGUCUACGUUUUGGUAUUGCUUGUCACUGGUAGAUUCUCUCAUCGAUUGUAUGUGGCUUACAGCUCGUUCUAUAUUUUAGGUACACUCUUGUCUAUGCAAGUGAGAUUUGUCAAUUUCCAAGCUGUUCAAACAAGCGAACAUUUAGGUGCAAUGGGUGUGUUUGCUUUACUUCAACUUGUGAACUUUGUGAAUUGGAUUAGAUCUUUACUUGAUGCAAAAAUGUUCCAAAGAUUGUUUAGAUUUGUUGUCUCAACAUUUACAUUAACUGCUGUUGUUGCCAUUCUGAUUGGAAGCGCCACAGGAUAUAUUGCUCCAUGGACUGGUAGAUUUUAUGCCAUGUUAGAUCCAACCUAUGCUAAGAAGCACAUUCCAAUUAUUGCCUCUGUAUCAGAACAUCAACCUACCACUUGGGCAAGCUUCUUCUUUGACUUGCACAUUUUGGCACUUCUAUUCCCUGUUGGAUUAUACUUUUGUUUCCGUGACUUGACAGAUGCCUCAAUCUUUAUUAUUUUAUAUGGCAUGUUUAGUGUAUACUUUGCUGGUGUCAUGGUUCGUUUGAUUCUUGUUCUUGCUCCUGCUGCCUGUGUUUUAUCUGGAAUUGGUAUUUCUAAAACUCUCAAAACUUAUAUCCGUGCUCUUAAAGCUAAACCUUCAAAAACAGAAUCAACAAGUUCACCUAGCGAACAAAAGAAGAAACCACAAGCUUCAAGUUCCACUGAAAAGACUCAGAGUCAACUUCCACGAGAGAUUGCCUUGUUAUGCUUAUUUCCAUCUUACUCAUCUCCCUCUAUUGUGUUAGCUGCUCGUGGUGCUGGAGGAAGAAGAAUCAUCUUCGAUGAUUUUAGAGAAGCUUAUUACUGGUUGAGUGAAAACACUAAACCUGAUGCCAAGGUGAUGUCAUGGUGGGACUAUGGUUAUCAAUUAACUGCAAUGGCAAAUAGAACUGUAUUAGUAGACAAUAAUACCUGGAAUAAUACACACAUUGCAACAGUUGGCAGAGCAAUGGCCUCUAAUGAAGCAAAAGCCUACAAGAUUAUGAGAGCUUUGGAUGUUGACUAUGUGUUGGUUAUUUUCGGAGGAGUGACAGGUUAUGCAUCAGACGAUAUUAACAAAUUCUUGUGGAUGGUCCGUAUUGGUGGAAGUGUUUAUCCUGAAAUUAAGGAACCAGAUUAUUUGUCGCCACGAGGAGAAUACAGAAUUGAUGCAGGAGGAAGUCAAACAAUGCUCAAUUCAUUAAUGUAUAAAUUGAGUUACUACAAGUUUGGAGAAAUGAUGACUGAAUAUCAAAGACCAACUGGAUAUGACAGAGUACGUGGUGUAGAAAUUGGUAACAAAAACUUUGAAUUAGAACACUUGGAGGAAGCAUUCUCUUCUGAACAUUUCAUCGUUAGAAUUUUCAAGGUCAAGAAGGAAACCAACAGAGCUUGA